GUCCCUUGCUUAUGUGCCAAAAGUUGACCUUUGUUUACUGGUCUUCUUCUUUAGUUACAGAAUACCAUCAACAUUUUGAAGAUUACAUUCUGGCGCAUGCCUGAUUGAGGUUUUUAUAAUGUAUAAAACAGGACUUUUAAUUCUGACAAGACCACUUCCUGUUUUAAAAUCAGCUGUUCAAUCGGUUUUGGAGGAAGCUGCAACAGUAGUAUCCAAUACACUCUAUGUUCAUAUUCAACCAUCAUCCAGUUCACAUACAUUCAAAAUCCGGAAUGUGCCUUGUUCUAAAGACUUCCGAUGUCUAAUGACACAGUUGUACUCUUCUAGUGCUUCGCUAUGCAAUAAUUUAGAUGUCAGAAUAUUAUUAAACAAUGUAUCAAAUUUACAAUUGGAAAGGAAUUUAAAGUUUGAUUUAAAAAGACCUUGUGAUAUUGUAUUGAUAGACAAUCAAUUGAUUGCUGAUGAAUUUCAAAAUAAAUCUGAAUCUUUAGCAAGCUUAAUGAAAGAUGGAUCAAGAGGACCAACAGAAGUACACACAUUAAGCAUGCCUGCUGACAGUCAAAGCAGUAUGAUUGAGGAUGAUAAAGUGGAAUCAUUUGAUAAUGUUGUUCUUGGUGGAACCUUUGACCGUUUACAUGCAGGUCACAAAAUAAUGUUGAGUGAAGCAUGUUUCCUGGCAGAACGACAGAUAACAGUUGGAGUUACAGAUGAAAAUAUGAAUCAAAAAAAGACAUUAUGUGAACUGAUAACUCCAACAGAGAAGAGAAUUGAAGGGGUUUUAGACUUUCUACAGGAUAUCAAGCCAUGCAUUGAACAUAAAGUUGUGGCAAUCAAUGAUAUGUUUGGUCCGACAAUCUCUGAUCCAGAUCUCCAGUUUAUUGUAGUGAGUGAAGAGACAAAAAGAGGAGGAGAAAUAGUUAAUGAAGAAAGACAGAAGAAGGGAUUUACUGUUCUGAAGCAGCAUGUGAUAGAACUGGUUGUAGAUUCAUGUCAUAAUCAAUACGAAGAGGAAAAAAUUAGUUCAUCAUCAUCAAGAAAGAGGCUGCUUGGAACUGUUAUCAAUCCUAUUAAGCCAAACAGAAACAUACCUAGCUCUCCCUAUGUAAUAGGAUUGACAGGAGGCAUAGCUAGCGGGAAGUCAGCAUUGUGUGGAAGGUUAGAGAAACUAGGUGCUGGUACAGUGGACUGUGACAAAUUAGGUCAUGAAGUGUAUUUGAAAGGAACACCCUGUUACAGUACUUUGGUAGAACAGUUUGGUAAUGAAAUUGUUGGUAAAAAUGGAGAAAUUCAAAGAAGAGUCUUAGGAUCUAUUGUAUUUAGCAAUCCAGAAAAGCUGCAUUUACUCAACAGAAUUGUUUGGCCAGAGAUAGGAAAACUUGCAGAAGACAAGAUAAAGAAACAUGCUGAAAAUGGUAAAGAAAUUGUGGUAUUGGAAGCUGCCUUACUAUUAGAUGCAGGCUGGAACAAUCUAGUACAUGAAGUGUGGACAUCUGUUGUUCCCCCAGGGGAGGCAGUCAAGAGAAUGAUGGACAGAAAUAAUAUGACGGAAGAGGAAGCAAACAAAAGGUUAAAGUCACAACUAUCCAAUAAGGAGAGAGUUCAAAGUUCAAAUGUUGUACUAUGUACUUUAUGGGAGUAUGAGUACACUCAAACACAGGUUGAGAAGGCAUGGUCCUUGUUACAGAAGAGGUUGAUAGAGAGGAACUCAGAACAUUCCAAAUAUUGAAUCAUUUUGAUCCUGUGAUAUUACAUCUCAAACAGAGAGUCCAUUGUCUUUCAGUCAUCUUUUGAAAAAAACACUUGUAUGUAAUAUAAAGCUCUAUUGAUAAUCAUGAAAAAUUUAAUAUUAAUCUUUAAAAUCAUAUAGAAACAUUUUAUUGACAUAUUUGUAGCAUUAAACAUGAUUUAAGUUGUCUUUUUAUGAACAUGAGUUUGGUGCUGUUUUCAUUAUGUUUAUUCCUCAAUACAUUUUGUUGGAACUUUAUUACCACCUGUGAAUUUAUCUCCGGUCUUUUUCCUUUCUUUCACUGAUCUACACUUCUAUAGAAAGCUGACCAUUAUUAUCACCCCUUUAUUAAAUAUAAACAUCAGUGUCAGUACCUGAUGGUUGCAAUGCAGAUCUUUUAUUUUAAGUGCCGGUCUUUGUAAGAAUCAGGCAAUUUAGGUAAAAAUCAAAACAUGAUAAGAAAAAACCCACCGUGCUAAUCAUGCUAUUUAAUACUAAUCAUCAUCCUGAGUUAAAAAAUAUUAGUCUUUCGUUUGUGUGUGUCUGGUAAUAUCAAAUAAAUUGGUUGGAAAAUUGGUUAGAAUGAUAGCAAAUUACAGAGUUAUCUCCCCUUAUUCGUUAAUUUCUAAUGCAUUUCAACCAAAUUGUAUCUUCUAUUACCAGAACAGAAAAAGGAAAUGAAUGUUAUUUUUGUGCAAAACUACAUAUUAUGAACUGAAAUCAAUGUCAAAUGGGGUGUGGUUUUUUGGUCAUGUUUUCACCACUGCCUGAUUCUUAGGCAGACUGGCACUUAAAAUCUUACCAAAACAUUAUAUUUAGUGAAUGGGAUACGAUAACUGCACAAACUCUGCAUUAACAUGCAAUUUGUUAUUAAUCAGAUUAUUUGCAUAAUUUGAUAAAAUACCAUUGUUAUUAAUUAUUUAUAUU
Molecule: messenger RNA, 2653 nt
Organism: Mytilus trossulus (common blue mussel)
Lineage: Eukaryota; Metazoa; Mollusca; Bivalvia; Mytilida; Mytilidae
Product: bifunctional coenzyme A synthase-like
Exons: 10
Coding region: 119-1726 (535 amino acids)
Biological process (GO): coenzyme A biosynthetic process
Molecular function (GO): dephospho-CoA kinase activity; ATP binding
Source: RefSeq, a predicted model, not a curated record